This is a messenger RNA of Synchiropus splendidus (mandarinfish), 2933 nucleotides long. Its product is annotated as histone H2A.V. Gene Ontology annotation, cellular component: nucleosome. The record is from RefSeq and is a predicted model, not a curated record. Lineage: Eukaryota; Metazoa; Chordata; Actinopteri; Syngnathiformes; Callionymidae. The transcript has 5 exons. Gene Ontology annotation, molecular function: protein heterodimerization activity; DNA binding; structural constituent of chromatin. The coding region runs from base 2105 to 2491 and encodes 128 amino acids.
CCCACUCCGACUCCGAAGCCGGGGCCUCGGUUGACGGUCUGGCGGAUCCGGAGGAAGCGGCCCCGCUGGUUCUCCUUCAGGUCGAGGUAGUACUUGCGGUUCUCGCGCACCAGGAACUCGCUCUUCAAGGCCCGCCGCGGCCCGCUGUCAUCUCCGCCGGACGACUGCGCGAUCUGCUCCGGGGUGCUGGGCCCCAGCUGGGCGUAGUGCUCGAUGAAGUCGCCCAGGUAGUCGCGGAACUCCGCCGCCACUGACAUGGACAGAGUCAGCCGACUUUUGGAGCCCCCGGCGCCGACCUCGGCGAUUUUGAUGAACCGGCCUUUCGCGUUCUGCUUCACGUCAAGGUAGAAGCGCUUGUUCUGAAUGUCCAGCCGCUUCGACGCCAGCUCCUGGGUCUCCGGCUCCCGCUGGUAGUGCUGGAAGCCGCCGCCGCCACCGCCGCCUCCCCCUCCACCGCCGCUGCUGCCACCGCGCUCACUACCGCUGUCCCCAUCCGCCAUCUUCGCCACCAGCAGCCCGUUUCUCUGCGUGUCUUUGACGCCCACCCCUUCUGCUCGGCCUCGCUCGCAGAGGAAACCGGACACAGGAACCCGAGUUCUGAUUGGUCCGCACAGCUGCCCUUCGCGGCGUCACAGGAGCUUCCGCGCUUCCGUUGGCGGACACCCCUGCCCGUCAUCGCGACGACCCGCCUAUAACUAUGACGUUGGCUUGCGUGUUAUAUUUACAGGCCUCAGCAGAGCAGUCGCUAUUAAAACCUUCCACUGUCAAAGUCUAAAGUCGUUUUCACCAGCGGCUCCGCGCGACUUGACACUUCGCCACCCUGAUUAUCAGUUUUGGACCGAUUCUGAGGUCGUUCGGGAGAUGAAAUCACCAAUCGGUGCUUGGAAGGUCACUGGUUCAAUCCCAGGCUGUCGCGUGUCCUUGAGCAAGACCGAGAAACCUUGCUGGUGGUGGUCACUCCGACUCAGGUGACCGAGCUUUCGUUCAAGUUCAAACGCCUGUGUUGUCGUUAAAACCUCAAGUUGUGUCAGAAUCAUUCAGAUGAGAUGAGACAUCAAAGCAAUUGUUCUUAUUCUUAUUGGAUCAUCAAGCACCACUGAUGAUGGUGACGGUUUUAAAACAGGGUCCCAUGUUCAUCCACAGGGUGGAGGACUCUCUGGACAGGAACCUGGUAUCCUCGGCUGAAAUGAUGUUAAAAGUCUGGCCGGGGGCCGAUCGCGGCCCUUGAUCGCUGUCAGAGUAUUUCAUUUGUAGUUCACCAGCAGUGAAACUAUACAAAGCAUCUUUGUCAAACGGUAGCUGAAGCUCUUGCAGAGCACAACCAGUGAGUCCAAUGAAAGUGACCCCAGGUCAAGCUGCCCACCAUGCUAUGAAGCGCUUCCUGGGUGAAAGAGAGGACCACCAAGAUGGGUGGAAGACUUGGGAUCCAACCGUCGGUGACAGUAAUUCAGUUUCAACACAACAAAGGAGCUUUAUUCUAGAAGACAUGGUUUGAGGAAAUAUUUCAGUGAAGACUAAAUAAAUGGUGUAUUUUCCUCUGCUGGUCUGAGGGAGCAGAAACCUCCUCGAUCUCAAGUGGGAACACCAAAGCCAGCGAAGCGACACCAUCACUCCAUUAAACCCUCGGUUUAGCCGAUGUAAAGUUAUUUCUAAUCUAAUUAUUGUGCAUGUCCACUUUCGUCCAGCAGAGUGCAGCAUUCACUUUGACAUCGGCCUUGACCCUAUGACACAUCCGAGCCUGCUUUAGAGGCGUUAACCGCCCAUCAACCCGCUCCUGACCGCAUGAAUCAACAGUCCAACACGGGUUCCCGACUAGAACGUGUCAUUACGAGCCAUUCUGGGAGGAAAGUCUUCAAAGACACGCCGUCCUCGCGGUCCCGCCUACUUGUUGGUUCCGUGCGCAAAGCUUGAGCGCGACGAUCUCCGGGGUGGGGGAUGGGCGAGCGAGUGUGUAACUCCGUCGCUGAUUGGUCGACGCGGAGUUUCGAAGGAACAACAUGGCUUCUGAUUGGACGAGUGGCCUCCCACGACGGGCGAACGGGUUUAUUGUUUCUUUGCUGUCGGCUGUCUGUUCGGUUCUGCAAUCAAAGGCGAGGCGGAAAACAUGGCUGGAGGCAAGGCAGGAAAAGACAGCGGCAAAGCCAAGGCGAAGGCGGUGUCACGCUCCCAAAGAGCAGGGCUACAGUUCCCGGUGGGUCGUAUCCACAGGCACUUGAAGACCCGCACAACCAGCCACGGCCGCGUCGGAGCCACGGCAGCGGUGUACAGCGCCGCCAUCCUGGAGUACCUCACGGCUGAGGUACUAGAGUUGGCGGGAAACGCAUCCAAAGACUUGAAGGUGAAGCGCAUCACUCCCCGUCACUUGCAGCUGGCCAUCCGAGGCGAUGAAGAGUUGGACUCUCUCAUCAAGGCGACCAUUGCUGGAGGAGGUGUCAUUCCCCACAUCCACAAAUCCCUCAUUGGGAAGAAGGGCCAACAGAAGACUGCAUAGAUGCCGUGUUGACCAUAAACUUCUGGGCUUGGGCUUUGAUUGGACCAUGAGUUCACAUUUGUUCUUUUUUUUAUUAUUAUUAAUAUGAUAGCCGGAGUGAUUGUUAGCAUUUGUGUUGUUCCUCCCUCCCCGUUGGUAGAAGCAGCAACCCUCUUUAAUCUUUUUGUACGUUUACUGUAGGACGUUUGACUGGGGAACAGUGAAUUUGUUUGAUUGGCCCGGGACUCUUGUUUUGUACUGAAAAGAAAAUUGUUAAAACUGUUUUUAUAUGAAACAAAAAAUACUUGUUUGUGCUUAUUUCCUUGAGGUUACAAUAUUUGCUAUAAUGGAAGUUUUUAAGGAGCUAUUUUUUGGAUGACAUAUUACAGCUACAUGUAAGAUGGUGCUUUUCCCCUUUGACUUACUGUAAUAUUUUGAACUGCACAAUGACAGUGUAUUAAAA